This is a messenger RNA of Chinchilla lanigera (long-tailed chinchilla), 502 nucleotides long. Its product is annotated as protein VASP homolog. The record is from RefSeq and is a predicted model, not a curated record. The transcript has 2 exons. Lineage: Eukaryota; Metazoa; Chordata; Mammalia; Rodentia; Chinchillidae. Bases 1 to 498 code for a protein of 165 amino acids.
AUGUCCCCGCGCUCCCGGGAGGACCCGCGCCGCUGUGGCGAGCCCCGGUGCCGAGCCCCCGACGCCGGAACCGCAGGCUGGAGCACAGAACACUCCGCCCGGGAGACGCGUGGCCGCGCCCCUCGCCGUUCCCAGCCCGGCUCCCGCCGCGGUCCGCGCGGCACCCCAGCUGGCUCGCCCAGCUCCCGCCGCGCUCCUCCCGCAGCUCCAGACUACAGACCCCGGCGGCCCUCGGUGCCCAGCGCCAGAUGCGCCUCCCGCCGGCUGGCUCGGCCUCCGCCCUGCGUCCCCCACAGGGCUCAGUCCGGCCAAGGUCGCGGCUCCAGCUACCACCUCCACCACCGCCGCCGCCUCCUCCCCGGCAGCGGCUCCAAGGCACUGAGAGGGCCUAAGGCUGCCCCGGCGCCGGAGCGCGGGACCCACCUCCCCGCCCGCGAGCCUCCUGCAGGAGCCGCUGGGUCUGCACAGCCGGUCCUUCCCAACACACCCUCCCCGUGACGUG